Medioppia subpectinata is the source of this 362-nucleotide messenger RNA. NCBI's taxonomy places the organism in Eukaryota, Metazoa, Arthropoda, Arachnida, Sarcoptiformes, Oppiidae. The record is from the annotation of a GenBank genome assembly.
CGCGGCUCGCCUUCCAGAGGAAGAUGUUUGCCGUCGCCUCUUAUUAUGGCGGAGAAGCCAUGAAAUUUCAGUCACAGAUCGAUCGACUCGGAGUCGAAACAGUGGACGCAAUACUCAUUAAUAGCACAAACUCUAAUGAACUCGAUUUACACGGUCUUCACAUCCCGGAAGUGAACUCUAUAUUAUCGGCAUAUUUUAACCGGAAGUCCGAAGAAUUGAGACGAAGUGUUGGCAAAAGGAAACUAGUGUUGGAUAUAAUCACCGGUUAUGGCGCCACCAAAGGAGUCCAGGGAAGGAUCAAACCCACAGUCAUCCAGUACUUAAAGCAAAAAAAUUUUACGUAUGUAUCGAUCAAUACCCAG